AGAUUUUCCAAACAAAACACACAAAACUCAAACAUAGUCAUAUGCCAAAUGGAAAUACAUCAUUUAAAAAACAAAAAACAUAUAAUAAUAUAAUAAAAUGUUACUUAAAUUAAAUAAAAAAAUGAAGCUUAUAUUAAUGUAUUAGUAGUGUGUAAUCAGAAUCUUCUUCUUCUGUGUUUUCUUUCACGUCAAUCUUAUUUUUGAGUGAAGAAGAAGAAAUUGUAUAGUGAUUUUGAGUUCCCCAAAAGCCUCACUGUUUAAUAAUGUUCCCGUGACUUUCUCUCACUUGUUUUUUUUUUUAAUCUCAAUUUCAGCCUCAAAAAUCAAAACUUUAUUUAUUUUUUCAUUUUCCAACCAAAUCUACUCUUAAUUUGUUUCAUCUUCAUUUUUCUCACUGACCCAGAUCUCUCUCUUACACAAUACUUCAUUGCUUGUUCCAUUGCUGCUGCAAAGUAUUGGAGCUUGAAGAAGAGCAAGUUUUGUUGCUUUGACUUGUUUCAUUUUUUGCAUACAAAAUGAUUUUCGACACGCCGCCCUCGGCCGCCCAAAGCGUGAGGACAAACAGAACUUCAUUUGGUUCUAGCAUUGGCAAUGGGAGUACUCCACUACAUAGCUAUGCUACUGUUAGCAAUGGCGAUGACUAUGACAGCGACGGAUCAAAUUUCGCACCACCCACACCAACAGUUCUACCAAUGGCUAUUCCAGCAGAACUCGCUGGAGCUGGACCUUUGAUUGACAGAUUCCAGGUGGAAGGUUUUUUAAAGUUGAUGCAAAAACAAAUUCACUCUGGCGGGAAGCGAGGAUUUUUUUCUAAACGAUCCGUGGGACCCCAAGUUCGAGAGAAACUUACAAUUGAAGACAUGCUUUGCUUCCAAAAGGAUCCAAUACCAACAUCAUUGCUUAAGCUGAAUGGUGAUUUGGCAAGCCGGGCAACAAAGAUGUUCCAGGUGAUUUUAAAAUAUAUCGGGGUUGAUUCGUCUUCACUAAGCUUAGAGGAUCGGGUUGAGCUUGUAAGUAAACUAUACAAGCAAAGUUUGAAGCAUUCAGAACUCCGGGACGAACUUUUUGUCCAGUUAUCAAAACAAACAAGAAACAAUCCUGAGAGGGAAUACUUGAACAAAUCAUGGGAGCUAAUGUAUUUAUGUGCGUCGUGCAUGCCUCCUAGCAAAGACAUCGGAGGAUAUCUGUCAGAAUAUAUCCAUAACGUGGCACAUGGUGCGACUGUUGAUCCUGGGAUCCGAGAAGCUGCAUUAAAUACAUUAAAUGCUUUGAAGCACUCUCUCAAGGCUGGUCCCAGGCACAUAAUACCUGGGCCUAUGGAGAUUGAAGCUCGGAUUACUCGGAAAAAGCUCACAACUAUAGUCUUCUUUCUGGAUGAAACAUUUGAAGAAAUUACAUAUGACAUGUCAACAACUGUUGCGGAUGCUGUCGAGGAGCUUGCAGGGAUCAUUAAACUGUCAACAUACUCUAGCUUUGGCUUGUAUGAAUGCCGCAAAGUUGUCACCAGCUCCAAAUCAUCUGAUUCUGGAAAUGAGGAGUACAUUGGAUUGGAUGAUAAUAAACAUAUCGGCGAUCUACUUGCUGAAUUUAAAGCAGUAAAAGAUCGAAGUAAGGGAGAAAUUUUGCACUGCAAACUGGUAUUCAAGAAAAAGUUAUUUCGUGAAUCAGAUGAAGGUGUGACAGAUCCAAUGUUUUGGCAGUUGUCCUAUGUGCAGUUGCAGCAUGAUUAUAUUUUGGGUAAUUAUCCUAUUGGAAGGGAAGAUGCAUCAAGGCUUUCUGCAUUGCAAAUCUUGGCCGAGAUUGGAUUUGUUAGAAGACCUGAAUCAUGCGCUGAUUGGAAUUCAUUUCUCGAGCGAUUUCUUCCCAGGCAAAUUGCAAUGACUCGAGGUAGAAGGGAAUGGGAGUUGGACAUUCUUUCUUGCUAUCAUUCACUGGAGCAAGUCACAAAAGAAGAUGCAAGACAACAAUUUCUGCACAUAAUAAGAGCACUUCCUUAUGGUUUUUCGGUAUUUUUCAAUGUUCGUAAAAUUGAUGAUCCUAUUGGACUCUUGCCUGGACGAAUAAUAUUAGCAAUUAACAAGAGAGGGGUUCAUUUUUUCCGCCCUAUUCCGAAGGAAUAUUUGCACUCAGCUGAAUUAAGAGACAUAAUGCAAUUUGGAAGCAGCAAUACUGCUGUAUUUUUUAAAAUGCGAGUUGCCGGUGUUCUUCACAUAUUCCAGUUUGAAACCAAGCAGGGAGAAGAAAUCUGUGUAGCUCUUCAGACACACAUAAAUGAUGUAAUGCUGCGCCGAUAUUCCAAAACACGAUCUUCUCCUACUGGUUCUUUGGAUAAAGAAAUUUCUAAUGAGUUCAAGUCACCGAAUUCGGAACCGUACGAGAAACGUGUUCAAGAUUUAACAAAAGUUCUUGAAGAUUCUAAAAGGAAUGUUGAUCAAUUGCAGGAUGAAUUGCAUGAGAAGCAAAAACUAGAAGAGGAGAUGCGCCAAGAAUUAGAAGACUUGAAGGAUUCUUUAGAAACUUCCAAGCAAAGUCUUGAAGAAGUUACUAAUGACCGUGAUAGGCUUAUAUCACUAUGUGAUGAGAAAGAUAAAGAACUUCAUGCUAAAAUUGUAGAAAAAAGGAGCUUGGAAGCAAAGAUGGCCAAGUUGAAUAGUUUGAUGACAGAGAGAAUUACCAAUAAGGACACAAUUGGAGAAAAUGACCAAGCGUUGCGAAAACUUGAAGAUGACUUGAAACUUUGUAGAGAUGAGUUUAUGGUCGCCGAAGAGACCAUCAAAAGCUUGACAAAUGAGAAGUUGAUUUUGACACAAAAGAUAACUAAGCUUGAGAAGAAGAAUGCUGAAGAGAUUAGUUCUCUUCAACGGAAACUCGACCAAGAACGCAAAUCUCUGAACUCCCAAGUGCAUGACCUUGAAAGAAAACUAGAUGUGCUUAGACAAGAAUUAGCUGUGGCUCAAUCUACACUUUCGGCGAAGGACUCUGAAUUGGCUAUGUUGAAGAACAAUUUAAAAGAACUAGAAGAUUUGAGAGAAAUGAAAGAGGACAUUGACAGAAAGAAUGAACAAACAGCUGCCAUAUUAAGGAUGCAAGGGGCUCAACUAGCUGAAAUGGAAUCGCUUUAUAAGGAAGAGCAAGUUCUCAGAAAGCGAUAUUUCAAUACCAUAGAAGAUAUGAAAGGAAAAAUACGAGUUUACUGUCGGCUAAGACCUAUUGGCGAAAAAGAGAUUGCUGAGAAAGAAAGAGAUGUUGUAACUACAGUAGACGAAUUUACCAUUGAGCAUCCAUGGAAAGAUGAUAAACCAAAGCAACAUCUAUAUGACCGUGUCUUUAACGGUGACGCCACUCAAGAAGAAGUAUUUGAGGAUACAAGGUACUUGGUGCAAUCUGCUGUAGACGGUUAUAAUGUUUGCGUAUUUGCUUAUGGUCAAACCGGCUCUGGAAAGACAUUUACAAUCUAUGGAUCCGAAAACAAUCCUGGCCUUACACCGCGUGCUACUGCAGAGCUUUUUAGAAUUUUAAAGAGAGAUAGUAAGAAGUAUUCUUUUUCUUUGAAGGCGUACAUGUUGGAAUUAUAUCAAGAUACACUUGUUGAUCUCUUGUUGCCUAAGAAUGCAAAGCGAUUAAAAUUGGACAUUAAGAAGGAUUCAAAGGGAAUGGUAACGGUAGAAAAUGUAACAACUGUGCCAAUUUCUACUAUGGAGGAAUUGAAUAGCAUAAUACAAAAGGGUUCCGAACGACGACAUACAGCAGGGACACAAAUGAAUGAAGAAAGCUCAAGAUCUCAUCUUAUACUAUCAGUUGUAAUUGAAAGUGUCAACCUUCAAAGUCAAUCAUCCGCAAGAGGAAAGUUGAGUUUUGUUGAUCUUGCUGGCUCAGAAAGAAUUAAAAAGUCGGGCUCCGAGGGUAGUCAACUGAAAGAAGCUCAAAGUAUAAACAAAUCAUUGUCAGCACUUGGAGAUGUUAUUAGUGCUUUAUCUUCUGGUGGUCAACACAUACCUUAUAGAAAUCACAAGUUAACUAUGUUGAUGAGUGAUUCACUUGGAGGCAAUGCGAAAACUCUCAUGUUUGUGAAUGUAUCUCCAGUUGAAUCAAGCUUAGACGAGACACAUAACUCUCUCAUGUAUGCGUCACGAGUGAGGUCAAUUGUGAACGAUCCAAGUAAAAAUAUUUCUUCGAAAGAGAUAGCUCGACUGAAGAAAUUAGUUGCUCAUUGGAAGGAGCAGGCAGGUAGGCGAGGGGAGGAUGAAGAUUUAGAAGAAAUUCAAGAUAAACGACCGACAAAAGAGAAGAACGACGGCCACAGCCAUGGCCGCUAUACUAUGUAGUAACUUUAGGCGGUAAAUCAAUGGCUUGGCCAUCUGCUGUAAUUUUAAUUUUAAGGUCUCACAGGCUAAAUAGGUUGUUGUAAUUUGUUUGAGGGGCACAAGCUGUAUAGUUAAAUGACUUAAAUCAUGUAUAUAUUUUUCAUUAAUCUUUAACUCAUUCACAUAUAAAUAAAUAUAUACAUUAUGCUA
Molecule: messenger RNA, 4514 nt
Organism: Trifolium pratense (red clover)
Lineage: Eukaryota; Viridiplantae; Streptophyta; Magnoliopsida; Fabales; Fabaceae
Product: kinesin-like protein KIN-14I
Exons: 23
Coding region: 516-4325 (1269 amino acids)
Biological process (GO): microtubule-based movement
Cellular component (GO): cytoskeleton
Molecular function (GO): ATP binding; microtubule binding; microtubule motor activity
Source: RefSeq, a predicted model, not a curated record